AUGGCAGCUGCAGCCACCACAACUACUAGUACCACUACUCAUCUCAAGUCUCAAACAAACCCAACUAAACCCAAACGCCGCAGGUGCCGCCAGACCCAUCUAUCUUCCUCACCAGCACCUGCUCCCAACCCGACCCGCAAACUCGACCCGCCCACCAUUGUCUCCCCAGAGAGCUCCUGGUGCUGUUUUGCCUUAAAAGACUCGAAACCCGUCUCUGUCCAGCCACGCCCGCAACAACCCAUUAACCCGAAUCACAAAUCCGACCCGGUUCAGGCUUGCCCAUCUCCUUCUUCUUCGCCAUCAUCGUUCCGGAUCCGAUUCGCGCCGGGCAGUCGCUCUCCAGUCAUGGACUUCAGCCCCGCGUUGACUAAUGGGCACUCGGGUCAAAACGACUCGUUUAAUUCCAGCUUCACCAGAUUUAAUAGCAUGCUCACGGCCGGGUUGUUGAACCCGAUGUCGCCGCCGCCGCAGCCCGAUAAGACGACCCGGUCCAGUCCGACCCUUUUCGAAAUGAUGGCCAACGAGCCCGAAAUGGCCCAAGCCAAGCCCCAGAUCCACCAGAAUGGCGUCGGUUCCGGAAGCGGGCGCAAAACCCAUGUGGGUUUGGUCCAGGAUAAGCAGGCGUUGAUGAUGCAGAGGGUUUCCGAUCUCUUGCUGGGGUCUCGGAGCCCCGGGAACCAGUUCAACGACCCGUCGAGCAGUGACAUUAAACUCACGUUGAGCGCCAAAGACGGGUUCAGCGUGUCGAUGAAUGUGCACCGUCAGAUUCUCGUUGCGCACAGUCGGUUCUUUGCGGUGAAGCUAUCGGAUAGGUGGGUCAAGCAGCAGAGAACGACGUCGUCUUCGUCGCCGUACAAUGUGGAGAUUGCGGAUUGUGAUGACGUGGAGGUUUAUAUCGAGGCCUUGAGGUUGAUGUAUUGUAAGGAUCUGAGGAAGAGGUUGAUGAAGGAGGAUGUUCCAAAAGUGCUUGGCAUUUUGAAGGUUUCGGCUGCAAUUGGGUUCGAUGCGGGUGUUUUGUCUUGUUUGGAGUACUUAGAAGCUGCCCCAUGGGCUGAGGAUGAAGAGGAGAAGGUGGCAUCACUGAUGUUUGAGCUCCGCCUUGAAGGCGUUGGAGCUGGGGAAGUACUGAAGAGGGUCUCUGUCGAAGUUGCUAAUGGAACUGAAGAGGGUAAUGACAAUGAAGAAGUUCUUUUAAAGCUUCUGCAUGUGGUUCUUGAAGGAAAAGAUGAGAAGGCAAGGCGUGAGAUGAAAGGAUUGGUGUCAAAGAUGCUUCGUGAGAAUUCAUCUCAUAAUGAUCUCCGAAAAGAGUCCUUGUACUCAGCUUGUGAUGGGUGUUUGGAAUUGCUUUGCCACCAUUUUUCUCGGGCAGCAGAGUCAGACUUGCAAGAUGUGGGGCAGAUUGCAAGGCAAGCCGAUAAUUUGCAUUGGAUUUUGGAUAUUUUGAUUGACAGACAGAUUGCUGAGGAUUUCUUAAAAACAUGGGCAUCUCAAAUUGAAUUAUCUGAGGCACAUUCCAAAGUGGCUGCAGUUUAUAGGUACGAAGUUAGCAGAGUUACUGCUCGUCUCUUUGUUGGGCUUGGGAAGGGGCAGCUAUUGGUUUCCAAGGAUGUGAGGUUCUUGCUUUUACGAACUUGGUUGGUGCCAUUUUAUGAUGAUUUUGCAUGGAUGAGGAGGGCGUCAAAAGGCCUGGAUAGGCACUCAAUUGAGGAUGGUCUAAGCAACACAAUUCUUACCCUGCCUUUAGCAUGGCAACAGGAAAUUUUACUGGCUUGGUUUAAUAGGUUCUUGAACUCUGGUGAAGAUUGCCCAAAUAUACAAAGAGGAUUCGAAGUUUGGUGGAGGCGAGCCUUUUGGAGGCGGAAUGGUGAGCAGGAAAGGUCACGGUCAUUACGAAUUACGACUGCAACCAUUGAGAACUCAUAG
Messenger RNA from Prunus armeniaca (apricot), 1923 nucleotides. NCBI's taxonomy places the organism in Eukaryota, Viridiplantae, Streptophyta, Magnoliopsida, Rosales, Rosaceae. The record is from the annotation of a GenBank genome assembly.